Messenger RNA from Cladophialophora immunda, 1759 nucleotides. RefSeq lists its product as uncharacterized. Lineage: Eukaryota; Fungi; Ascomycota; Eurotiomycetes; Chaetothyriales; Herpotrichiellaceae. The record is from RefSeq and is a predicted model, not a curated record. The annotation marks the transcript as partial. The transcript has 4 exons.
UGAAAGGUCUUCUUGCUCAACAGAUAUAUUGGUAUCCGGUUCUUGUCCCGUACUUUAAUGAACAGCGGCUUCAGAGAGGCGAAGCUGUAUUGACAUUCGAUAAGACCGCAAAGAAUCUAUUCGAGACCGUUUGCGAAGAGGGCGAGCGCCAGUACAUCGUUCUCGAUGGUUUGGAUGAAUGCCGGCCCGAGGAACGAAAGUCGACAUUGUCGUUUCUUACGUCCUUGGUCACCCGAAUUGACGGCAGGAACCCCUCAAAGCUACGCGUCCUCAUUGUCAGUCAGGAGGAGCCUGAUAUAAGGAGAUGGUUAUCAUGGGCGGAAGAGUUUGCACUCAAACGCGAAGACAACAGCCAGGACAUACGUACAUUUGUGCAAGGACGUAUGGCCGAAAUUCAGCGGAAGUUUGGACUUAGUGUCGAGGCAUCAAAUCUAUUGGCGGAGCAUACAUGCCACAAUGCAGCAGAGCAAUUUCUGUUCGCCAAACUGGUGAUGGAACACCUUCUCCAACAAAAGAACAUUGAAGAUUUUGAGCAUGAAGUUCAGGUGGAGCAUUUUCCGAAGAAGUUGGAAGAGGCGUACGAUCGCAUUAUCGAACGGAUCAAGCUGCGGCGUUCUGACGGCAAAUGGGACGAUGCACAACAACUUUUGGGGUGGUUGACUUGCGCCGCUCGACCGCUCAAGUGGCGCGAAAUUCAAGGUGCGAUGGCAAUAUCCGUCGACAAGCGGGAAGUAGACCUCGAAAGACGUCGACUCCUAGAGACAGCCCAGGAUCUGUGCGGGCCAUUGGUCGCUGUGUAUCGGGACCGCGUGAUUCUCGUGCAUAGCACCGCCAAGAGAUUCAUCACGGUGACGAAGCAUGUCGACCUUCUGGCCGUGGAAUCCAGACUUGCGAGCUUGUGUCUGGAGUACCUCGCUUUCCGCCACUUUGACGGAGGUGCCAAGGUGGAAAACGUACUCAACGGGUCUUAUGCUUUUGCGGACUAUGCAGUUGCUAAAUGGAGCUAUCACUUCGACAAGAUACUCGGUCAAUUUGCCAGUCAAGUCGACGCAAUGCAAUCUGACACGUACGAAGCUGUGGUACAGGAGCUCUGUGGCGCAGUGGAGAACAUGGUUCGGGAGUGUGCGGACGAUCUUCGAAGCAGUCAUGCUGAGACCGAAGCGUCGCAACUGAAAGCCAGGCUGAAGCCCGAGGUCUGCCGCCUACUUACGGAUUUUGAAGGCGCGCAAGAUGGAUUUCGGUCAUUGUGGUGUCACGUCGAACUGCAUCGGACCAGAGACUUUGACAAACGCAACGAAAUCAGUUUAGACAGGCUGAAAACUGCGAUGGUCAGCAUUCGGAAGUUGCUGGAGGAGCUCUCUACAGACAAAGGUUUGCGGGCGGAAGCCCAUGAGCGACUGAAAUCAUACUACGGUUCCAAGUUUUUCCGAUGCUCGAAGCCCACUUGCUUCUACUUCCACGAAGGGUUUACCGAUGGGAGAACGAGAGACAAGCAUGUGGGCAGACACGAACGACCAUAUCAGUGCACGGCAGAAGAUUGCGACGAGGCCGACAUGGGAUUCGGAACGAAGAAAGACCUCGAAAAUCACAUGCACAACUUCCAUCCAGACGCCGAGAUGAAAGCCCAGAUCUUCAAGGAAUUGAAGCCAGCGACACCCAGCCACGCAAAGUUCGGCUGCGGACAGUGUGGCAAGAGUUUUGUCCGCAAGGCUAUAUUGCGAGACCAUGAACUGGCGCACAGCGGUCAAAAGCCGUUCCC